Messenger RNA from Osmerus eperlanus (European smelt), 1955 nucleotides. Its product is annotated as P2Y purinoceptor 13-like. The record is from RefSeq and is a predicted model, not a curated record. The transcript is spliced from 4 exons. Gene Ontology annotation, molecular function: G protein-coupled purinergic nucleotide receptor activity. Gene Ontology annotation, cellular component: membrane. Gene Ontology annotation, biological process: G protein-coupled receptor signaling pathway. NCBI's taxonomy places the organism in Eukaryota, Metazoa, Chordata, Actinopteri, Osmeriformes, Osmeridae. Bases 460 to 1524 code for a protein of 354 amino acids.
UGGAUGCAAACAAUCAGGCAGGAAACUGGUGAGGAACGUGUUUCCACACCACUAGAAACUGGGAGAGUUGUCAAGACACACGCGCACACACAGAGUGAGAGAGACAGAGAGAGACAGAGAGAGACAGAGACAGACAGAGACAGACAGAGACAGAGAGAGAGAGAAACAGACAGAGAGAGAGAGAGAGAGAGAGAGAGAGAGAGAGAGAGAGAGAGAGAGAGAGAGAGAGAGAGAGAGAGAGAGAGAGAGAGAGAGAGAGAGAGUUACAGAGACAGAGAGACACAGAGUGUUGGGUUGAUUGUGUAGAGACCAACAGCAAAGCUACAGUAAGUAAAAAGUGAAUGUUUGGUGGUAAGAAGUCAAAGCUGAUUAGGUAAUUUCACUUCUUCAUAUUACGAAGCCUGACUUCUGCAGUUGAAUUGCGGUGGAAUUCCCAGACAUAGCUUCACAUUACGAAGGAUGAAUGCCAGUCUGUCUAACUCCACGGAGCAGAAAUGCGUGCGGGACACCAGUGUGACUGCCGUGCUGUUUCCAUGCCUCUACAGCGCCCUCUUCCUGGUGUCGCUGGUACUGAACUGCCUGGCAGCCUGGAUCUUCUUCAACAUCCCCAGCACCUCCACAUUCGUGGUCUACCUGAAGAACGUGGUGGUGGCAGACCUGCUGAUGACGCUGACCAUCGCAGUGAAGGUCCUUAGCGACGCUGGGGUGGGAUCCUGGCGCCUGAGAGCCUUCCACUGUCGCUACUCUGCUGUGCUCUUCUACAGCACCAUGUACAUCAGCAUCCUGCUGCUGGGCCUCAUCAGCCUGGACCGAUACCUGAAGAUCGUGCGGCCGUUUGGGAAGAGCGCCCUCCAGAGGGUGGGGGUGGGACAGGCGCUGAGCACGGCAGUCUGGGUGGUCGUCACGGCGCUGGCGUUGCCAAACGUUGUCCUGAGCAACCGGGCGCCUGUCCCCUCUGGGGGCGGACUGAAGUGCACCUCUCUGAAGGAAGAGGCGGGGCUACGCUGGCACGAGGGCUUCAACUACUUCUGUCAGGUAAUUUUCUGGGGCACCCUGCUGGAAAUGGUGUUGUGCUACAGCUUCAUCAGCAGGAAGGUGUUCCAGUCCUACAAGGCCUCUCGCAGCAACUGCAAGGCCGCGGGCCGCCAGACCAAGGCCAAGGUGUUCGUGGUGGUGGGCGUGUUCUUCCUCUGCUUCGCCCCAUUCCACUUUGCCCGCGUGCCAUACACCCUGACGCAGACCCGUAACCUCGGCAACCCCUGCCGGGCGCAGAACGCCCUCUACGUCGCCAAGGAGACGACCCUGUGGCUGUCCGCCACCAAUGUGUGCCUGGACCCGCUCAUCUACGUCUUCUUGUGUCGGGCGUUCCGCAGGAAGCUGACCGCCGCGCUCGGACGCAAGCUCUGCCCACGGGACGGGGCAGAGUCUCCCACGGCAACAUCCACUCAGCUGGAGAUGUCGCAGGUUGCCCCCAGCAACAGGAUGUUGGAGGUCGUAUCAUCCCAGCAGCACGACAAACAAUGACGCUUGCGUUUUUCACUUCCUACUUGAACUUCCUUGUUGGACUGUGACCUGAUCUGACCUUCUGCCAGGUACUUCUCCACCAACCAUGCUUUGGCCUGAUCCCCGGAACAGCCAAUGGGAACAGACAUUGUCCUAACAGAACGCUAUGCUUCUGUUUCUUAAAGCAUAGCGCAGAGUAAUAUGUCUUGAAUAAGGACUUUUGUUAGUAAUUCUGUUAUACAAGGUGAGACCAUAACAAGGUACUGUAACAGGAGAACCACCUCUAACCGGAAACAUGUAGCAUCCAGAAAGUUCUAGAAAAUCACUUAGAGAAAAUGUGAUAUGAGAAUAUGCAGCUCGUAGUAGUAGCUGGAGAACUAGAGGUGUGACUUGUCACUAUGUAAAUAUACACAGAAAAGACCAAAUGUUAUCCUGUAAUAUUAUAAAAACAA